Molecule: messenger RNA, 3445 nt
Organism: Cheilinus undulatus (humphead wrasse)
Lineage: Eukaryota; Metazoa; Chordata; Actinopteri; Labriformes; Labridae
Product: protein sel-1 homolog 3-like
Exons: 24
Coding region: 1-3339 (1112 amino acids)
Molecular function (GO): protein binding
Source: RefSeq, a predicted model, not a curated record
AUGAAAGUAUUAAACAGCAUCAGUCUGGGAUUUAUCAUCUCUGCUGCAGUCAUAUUGGGACACUGUGUGUCACAGACCAUUUCAGCCUCCUCGGCCCAGCCUGCUGAGAGCCUGCAAGACAAUUUCAUAGAGUUUCACUCAGCUCCUGACAGCGUGGUGGAUGGCGCCGUGGUCCAUGUGCACUAUCAGUGCUCCAGGCCAUGUCAGCUCGCAGUGGAGGUGGUGGUUUCCACAUUAAAGAAGACGGAUAUCGCUGUUUUCAGGAGGAAAUGGAUCAGCAGCACACCCGGGGUCUCCGGGAUCCAUCGGGUGCUGCUCAGAUUGCCUCCGUCCAUUUUAUAUCAGCAAGACUUUUUCAACAGGCGAGUUUUAGACGCACAGAGAGCGUCUCUCCGUGCUUGGUUAGAUCCCCUUCCUGUUGGCAGUGAACCCAGCACGUACGAAAGCUCCAUCUUUAAAGUUUCCAGAGUGCUGCAGACGCCGCCGCUCUCACAGCGUCCACAUAAACGUCCCACUGUGUGCCCUUCAUGGUCCGCUCACCUGAUGUGGCAGAUUAACAGAAACAGAACUCAUCAGUGUUCACACGAGUCAGAUGUCAUCGAUCUGCUACCGUUCCCCUUGGCGAGUAGCGGUGAAUACUUUGGAGUGAUCCGCAGGCUCCAGCCUUUCAAGGACAGAUCCCUGGAGAGAGCCCGGCGUCAAGCUGUGACAAAGCCCAGAGUCACCUUUUCCGUGUGGAUCUACCUGCAGAAAUGGUGUGACAUGAAUUUCUGUGGGAUCAUCCAUCACAUGGGUGGAAAGAACGUCUUCAGUACCGUGCUGAUGCUGCUAACAGACACAGGGGACGUCGUAAUUCAGGUCCGUCUGACAAGCGGAGAAGAUGACGCUUUCCGGGCUGGUUUAACGCUGCCGCUGUGGAAGUGGAUUAGAUUAGACUGUUACAUACAGGACUCCAAGGUGCUGCUGGAUUUGACAUGGGAUAAUACGAGCCAAAGAAUAACAUACCAACACAGGAACAACAUCCAUUUUGACGACACUGAAGGAUACUUUGUCCUGGGGGGAGGCCGGUUCAUGCAGGGCAUCCGUGGUUAUUUAUGGGCUGCCAAACUUUAUCGUUUUGGAACUGAAAAGGUGGAAAAUCAACUUCUACCAAACUCAACUUUGGAGGAACUGGAUCGGACCCACCAUGUGUGUCUGGAAAUGGAAGAGUUUACUAAAGCUUUCCUCCAAGAGGUGACGAGAGGUUACCCUGAGCAGCAGAUCAGAAGACGUAAAGUACAGUUUUGUACCACUCCCUACAGCAGUCCAUGGAGACAGACUGGACAGAAAACAUGCAGACAAACAUGGAGUAUGGAGACACAACGUCAGCACAAGAAACUCCUUCACUUCUUUCUGUCAAAACAGGAGGAAAUCCAAACAGGCUCUUUGGGCAUGAAGAACCUUGGGAGUGCUUUAUUUCAGCAUGCUGUUCAUACGACAUUCACCAUGAAUCAGGAAAGUGAUGAAAUGACCUUUGAUUCAACGCCUUUACUUCAAGAAUCUUCCUGCUUAGGGCAUCACAAAGCUUCUCUCCUGUUGGCCACGAUCCACCUCUCAGGUCUGGGACACUCAGUCGAUCAACAAAAGGGUCAUGUCUAUAGUUUGAUUGGUGCAGCUGCUGAUAAUCGUUUUGCACUGAUGCAUGCUGGGUACAAGCACUCACAAGGACUUGAUGGGUUCCCAAAAGACUUGGAUUAUGCAUACAGCUACUAUUCUAAUAUAGGGAUCCAGAGCACCUCUGACCUUAUCAAGAUAUAUGAAAACAAGCAACACGCAAUGGAACACAUCUACCUAAACAAUAAAGAGGAUUUAGACAGACACAACCAAGACAAAACUGACAUCUUUGAGUACAUAAAGUUUCAAGCAGAGAGGGGAGAUGCAGGAUCUCAGAGACAGCUUGCAGUGAUGCUUUACCAAGGAGGCAACGGAGCUUCAAAAGACACAGAGAGCGCCGUGAAAUGGUUUGAGAGGAGUGCCAUGCAGAUGAAGGAUCCUGCAGCCAUGUACGACUACUCCAUCAUACUGAUGAAGGGCGACGGAACAAAAAAGAACGACACCCAAGGUUUCCGCCUGAUGCAGAAAGCUGCAGAGAUGGGCUCAAUUAAUGCUUUGAACGGUCUGGGCUGGUACUAUGGGAACGUCCUGUACGACCACAGAAAUGCAGUCAAAUACUACGAGCAGGCAGCGCUUAAUGGAAGUGAAGACGCCAUCUUCAACCUGGGACUUUAUCAUCUCAGUGGAUUGGACCCAGACAACCCUGUCAGGAAUGAGACGGCUGCGUUCUAUCAGUUCCUGCAGGCGUCCUGGUACGGACACAUAGCUGGAUCAGUGGAGGCGGCGUGGUACUUUUCAACAGGACACCUGGAAGGAGUGUCGCGGGAUGUGGAGCAGGCUGUGAUGAUGCUAAAAAAGGUGUGCGAUCAGAACGGACACCUUGGAUUUAUAGUCAAAGAGGCGCUCCAGGCCUAUCUGCAGGGCUCUCGACGGGAGGCCUUUGUCAAGUACGCUUUAGCAGCGGAAACCGGUCUGGGUUUGGCUCAGAGUAAUGCCGCUCAUCUGUGUGAGGAGCUCAAUCUCAGGCCUGAUUGUCAGUGGAGAUAUCAUAACUACUCUGUUUUAAACUAUGAUCCCCAUCCAAGCGCUCUGCUGAAAAUGGGUGACUACUACUACCCUCCCUCCAGCACGCGGGCCGACUCAUUAUCCUUGGUUGGUCGGGCGGUAUCGAUGUACGGCAGAGCAGCUGUAGCAGGCAGCCCUCAGGGGAUGUUCAACCUGGUCAUUCUGGCACAACAAGGACACGCUCUGCCAAGCGACGUCCACAGCUUCUUUAACGUUUCACAGCAUGAUGAGCAGCACACUGUGGUGGAGAAGAUCUUAAAAAGAUGUGUGGAGGCUGAGGGUGAAGAUGCAGUGACUCCGUGUUCGUUAGCUCUGCUCAGAGUCCAGAUGGGAAAAGCCCUGAGCAGAAUGACUCAGAGUUCUGCACAGCUCGUCUUGGUGUAUGCAUCUCUCCUCUCUGCCUUUGUCAUCAUUGUUAUUUUGCCUCUGCAGAGCUGUCUCAGUAAAAGGACUCCCAGUCAAGAAAGGACAGCAAGGACAUCAUCUGUAACCCAAGAUGAAGUCACUACUACCAGAGAGCAGAGCAGUGCUGUUGGAGGCACCUCCAGAGCAUCAGGGAUCCUCAGGUUUAUCCUCCUGAAAGGCGAGCAGUGGCUCCAGCAGACGGGAGAUUUUGCGGUGACUGUGUCGGGCGUGUGCCUCUGUGCAUUCUGGACCGCAGUCCUUUACCACCUGUUAUGACAUGAAACUGCACAAUGAUCCCACAAAGCCGCUGCAAGAGUGGACAUUUAGCAGGAUGAGUUAGGGCUCUGGUCACGUUUGUGUUUCAGGCUCCUGACUCAUUUUA